Solea solea (common sole) is the source of this 5488-nucleotide messenger RNA. Its product is annotated as cadherin-18-like. Bases 509 to 3700 code for a protein of 1063 amino acids. The record is from RefSeq and is a predicted model, not a curated record. Gene Ontology annotation, molecular function: calcium ion binding; cadherin binding. Gene Ontology annotation, cellular component: plasma membrane; adherens junction; catenin complex. Gene Ontology annotation, biological process: multicellular organism development; cell-cell junction assembly; adherens junction organization. Lineage: Eukaryota; Metazoa; Chordata; Actinopteri; Pleuronectiformes; Soleidae. The transcript has 12 exons.
AGCGAGCAGAUGUAGAGAGAGGAAGCAGCAUUGGGAGACAGAGUGGAGCAGCGGGGCGAGUUGGAGUCUAAACACAUCUGUCUGCACAAGGAGAGAACACCGUCGAGUCUCCCUACCGACCUUUCGUGUCUGACUCCUUUCAACAUGAAGAUCUUCAGGGUUUAACCACAGCAGAUUCCACGUCAUGGACUUAUGUAACACAUGUUGACCCCCGUUUUGGUCUGAAUAUUAACAAUCCAGUUGGACCCUGUGUGUGUGGAAACGAUGUUGGAGGGAAGAAACCGGCCACACAUUAAGAAACAUCUGAUAUUUUUGUUUUUUGAGGGACUUCUAUGAAACAGUUGGUUGGACUGCAACAUGCUGACGCUCCUGGCUACACUGCACUGUGAAGCAGACUGCAAACGUGUCUGUUUGAGUGUAUUUGUGGGGGUGUGUGUGUAUACCCAUGGUGGAAUGACACAGUGGACGUGAGAGGGGAAGAUAUUUCCAGACCAUUUUUUUAUUUACAAUGAGAGUUCCAGCCAGUGUGGCUGCAGUUUCCUGUCUUUGUCCUCUGGUGGUCUUUCUAUGUGUCCUCUCCCAGAGUUGUUAUGGGACCUGGGUCAAUCUGAGCCCUCCCAAUAACCCCAGCCCCUACCCAAACCCAAGGCUCAAGUCUCUGCCUGAAACAACGUCAAUUCCCAGCAAGAGUCCUGAAAAACACAAGACUGCCCUGAUGCCUGGCCAACUUUCCAGCUCCAGCCAAAGCAUGAGGAGCAAGUUUCAAAUCAAGCCCAGGCUUGACACGGUCUAUCUCACAGACGACCACAUGGCCAACGCACCAAACCUUCCACCAGCCAACUCCCAGGCUCAAUCAAGCUCAAACACUAGACUUAAGAUUUCUAAUUCAAGACAAGGGUCAGCCUACAGUUCAUACAUGCCAUCUCACCAGCUGGCAAAAAACAAUCCCAAGCAAGCUGCGACGGUCAACACCAAUCCAAGACCAAGGCUUGGAUCUCUGCUGCAGCCCAAGGCAGCUCCAAACUCUAAAGUGGUGCGGGGGUCCAAGAUGAAUUCUGAGUCAAGCCACACUCCAAAAUUAUCUUCACAGUCCGAUCAAAGGUAUAACACAUCUGCUAAUAUGAACCCUAGCAUCUACCACAGUGCCAGCCCAGCUUCCCUCUCCAGUCCCAAAUCCCAUCCCAAACUCCGUCCUUCUUCACAAACGAAUACGAACGCCAAACUGGAUUCAAAGAUCACCAACUCGAACCCUAGGACAUCAGUCAGAGCACAGAGGAACCAGACCAAGUUGGUGGACACGGACAAGGAUUCUCAGCAACGACCGAAGCGAGGCUGGAUCUGGAACCAGCUCUUUGUUCUGGAAGAACACAUCGGACCUGAGCCUCAGUACGUCGGAAAGCUCCACUCCAACUCUGACAAGGGCGAUGGCUCUGUGCGAUACAUCCUGUCCGGUGAGGGGGCCGGCUCCAUCUUUAUCAUUGAUGAGAUGACGGGUGACAUCCACGCCGCCAAGAGCCUGGACCGCGAGAGGAAGUCUCAGUAUGUCCUACACGCAAGGGCAAUUGAUCGCUGGACGAACCGCUCACUGGAGACGGAGUCAGAGUUCAUCAUCAAGGUCCAGGACGUCAAUGACAAUCCGCCAACAUUCCCUGAUGGACCGUUCUCAGCCACUGUGCCUGAGAUGUCUGAUGUUGGAACAUCCGUUUUCCAGGUGACCGCGUCAGACGCAGACGACCCAACCUACGGGAACAGCGCCAAGAUAGUUUACAGCAUUCUGGAGGGAGAGCCGUACUUCUCUGUUGACCCCAAGACAGGUGUCAUCCGCACGGCACUGUCCAACCUGGACCGUGAGACCAGGGACCAGUACCCUGUGCUGAUCCAGGCCAAAGACAUGGCGGGCUCGAUCGGAGGACUCUCUGGAUCCACUACGGUCAACAUCACCCUCACCGAUGUCAACGACAACCCGCCAAAGUUUCCACAGAAGAGUUACCAGCUGUACGUACCUGAGCUGGCUGCGGUAGGAAAGGCUGUGGGCCGGAUCAGAGCCAACGACGGCGAUGAAGGACAGAAUGCGGAGAUGAGCUACCGCAUCACGAACACCGACGUGGCCGCCAUCUUCAACGUCACCACAGACGCGGACGGCAGGGAGGGAAUCAUUUCACUCAAGCAGCCUCUUAACUACGAGAAGAGAAAAGUGCACACGCUCAACAUUGAAGGCUCCAACACUCACUUAGACUCCCGCUUCUCCCACCUGGGACCAUUUAAGGAUUCAACAUCGCUGCGAGUCAUUGUCGGGGACGUGGACGAGCCUCCCGUCUUCUCCAUGGACUACUACAUCAUGGACGUGUAUGAGAACUCACCUGUUGGCACCCAAGUGGGCACUGUAAUCGCUAUGGACCCGGACAGCACCAACAGCCCCGUCAGGUACUUCAUAGACAACGAAGAGGAACGACCUUUGUACUUCACCAUCGGGGUGAACAGCGGCGUGAUCAGGACUACGGAGGUUCUGGACCGGGAAGAAAGAGCAUGGCAUAACAUCACUGUGAUGGCUGCAGAAGUGGACAAUCCACGCAUGGUGAGUCAUGUCCCCGUCACAAUCCAGGUCCUGGACGUCAAUGACAACAUUCCGUCCAUCGCUGGAGGCAACAGUGCAGUUAUCGUGUGCACCAGCACCAAAAAUGGACAGGUGAUUCAGACCAUCCGAGCAGCAGAUCUGGACAACUUUGCAAAUGGCAAGUUCUCCUUCUCUGUGCCAAAUGACCGUCAACUCGAUGCAAAUUUCACAGUGAAGGACAAUGGAGACAGCACUGCCAGCGUCGUGUCUCGUCGGCGUGACGGCUUCAACCUGGAUCGGGACCAGGAGUUUUUCCACCUGUUGGUGGUGGUGGCAGAUGGCGGCGAGCCGCCUCUGAGCAGCACCACCACGCUGUCCCUCAGGGUUUGCGUGUGUCAGAAGAACGCCAGAGGGCGCAACAGCAACAUCUGUCAAGCUCAGGCCUUCCUGUCCUCGGCCGGUCUCAGCACUGGGGCCUUUGUGGCCAUAAUGUUGUGCAUUGUCAUACUAUUUGCCAUAGUGAUUCUUUUCACACAGCUACGGAACAAAAAAGCAAGCAAAGAGUCCUUGAUUCUGUCUGAAGAGGACAUCAGAGAAAACGUGGUCACCUAUGAUGAUGAAGGGGGCGGAGAAGAAGACACCGAGGCCUUUGACAUCGCUGCCCUCCGAAAUCCCAAAGCCUCGGAGCCCCACAGGAAGCUCCACACCUACCUCAUCCACGGACCAAGCCUAUGCGGAGAGGAGGACGAGGUCGAGGAUGGCGAGGAGGAGGAGGAGUCUGCGGUGGUGAGGAGAAGGAUGAAAACUCUGCAGAUGGAUUACAGGAACUACAGCCCAGAGUCGGACCCUGCCUGGUUUAUCAUUGACUGUGUUCCUCGGGAGGUUAGCCAGUCAGCGCCUUCGCUCCUGCUGGACAGUCAUGGCAUAAUCCAGCAGAUCAUCCAGCAGAAGGUGGCUGAAGCAGACUCAGACACAAGGGGCCCACCUUAUGACUCUCUUCAAACGUAUGCCUAUGAAGGGCUCGGGUCCUUGGCUGGAUCGGUCAGCUCUUUAGGCCUGACUGCAGCAAUGCCUGAACUAAACUAUGCUGAUCUGGAAGACUGGAAACCAGAAAGGCAAACACUGGAACAAACAGCCGGAGAGUAGGUCAAGCUAAUUCUACAAUUUUCUAAAACAAAAAAAAAAAAAAUACUUUUGGCCAAAUUGAGUUCAAGGAUACACAAAAUGACUGCUGUAAAAGGUGGCCAUCAGGAGUUGGGGUAUCAUGUUUAAUCUGUGGAUAAGCCAUUUUCUAUAGAUUUAACGUGGGAAGAACACUCUGUGGCUGAUGGAAUACUUAUAUAACAUUUGAGCUUGAGUGCUGCAAUGAGGAACAGAAUGCUAAAUGACAGAUGGCAAGUGUUUGAAAAUGAAAAGACAAUUUGCAUAUAUUUUCUCCCUCUGCUCUAGUUGUGAGGUGAAUAAGUUGGAAAAGUACAGCUAGUUCUGAGCCCAAAGGAUUCUGGCACAAUCUUCACUGAUGCUGAAGCUCCACUUCUUGCACAGCUGGCCUCCCCAGUGAGGAAUAAAUACCUUGGCUUGAAACGCAAGGACUCAACGUGUGCCAUCCAGGUCAGUGGUGCACUGGCGUGAAUAAUGGGAGCGUAGAGUUCAAGUGAUUUGUUGUUCAAAUCAAUAAAGCAAAAAUGUGCUGUAAAUGUCGUCUGUGGAGAAAGAUCAGUGGGGAAGCUAACGAUGCUACUAUUUAAAGGGCCAAAGAACAGUGCAGGUUCUUUGUUUUAAUCCACAAAAUUGCUUUCAAGUCAACAUUUGUUACCUACACAUGUUUGUAUGCACACAUUAGCCUCCUGGAUGUGGAAUAGUGAAGUUCAGCUGAUUGAAUUUGAGCAGAUUGAUGGUCAUGAUCUUAAUUGAAAUAUACACCAAAUGUGUGUACACCAAAUUUCCCCUAGUCAUUUUUCCAGUGUGGGAAAUGAACCUGGGCUCAAAUAAAUAAAUGGUUACCAACAUUUUUCUCCAACGUUCAAGCUGAUAUAAUCCUGCAGUGUCUUUAAUUUUUUGGAAGCUGAUCUUAUUUGGUUUCCAUCUUCCACUGGAUGACAUCACCAUAGGCAACGCAGUAAUUCUAAAUUAUGAAGUAUAUUUUCUAGAAACCGAUAAUAAGCACUAAUACCUAGUACUACAGGGUUUGAGGUAUACUAGGUUUCUGUUGGACCAUAUUAUGAUCCUAUGGAUUUGUUGUUCCUUACAACCAGCUUAUCUGCCAUUAACAUGCUAAUCUAUAUCUAAAACGUAUUAAAUGAAUCAGUCAUAUGUCACCAUAUGGUAUAAAUUAUGUCACAAUGACAUCAUAAUAAUAAUAAUAGUAUUUUUACAAUAUAAAAAUGAUUACCCAUCAACACAGAUGAAGCAGGGCAGUAGUAAUAGUAGUAGUGCUAUAGUGUAGGUUGUGGUCUUUAAAUGAGCUCGACUAACCGCAGUCACAUAUUUUUUUGUUUAAAUAUCCCAAUAUUACUCAUCACCCGUCUCCAAAUCAGGUGAAUAACAACAAGAGCCCAUGAAAAUGGUUACGUGUAACGUUUUAUCCAAUACUACAGUGGGAAAGGGCUAUUUGUCAACUAUGCCAGUUUUUCAGCUGUUUUCAGAGUAGGUUUAUGGAUAAUAUCACCAAGAAACAACCACCCACCCUCUUCUGUUUGUCAUUGGUAAGUGCUGAUUUAUUUUAUUUUUUAAAUAUAUGGAAAUUUGUAUUUCAAUAUACAUUUUGUUUGUCACUGGACAGAAGUCGUGAGAGAGAGAGGACUAUAUCUAUGUCGUCAAUAAAUCAACCGAGAAAUGGUAAAGGAAGGUGGAGGAAAUGAAGCCUAUUUUCCCUGGUGUAUAUUUUUAUCGAUGAAUAAAAAGAAGAGACGUUGGUUUCAGACAAGCCAUUUA